AUGGGAGCAAAGGUAGGCGACCGCGCUCGCAUUGAUCAGCGCAGCGGAACGGUGGCUUAUGUUGGCCCUACCAAAUUUGCACCGGGUGAAUGGAUUGGUCUCAUACUUGAUGAGCCCACUGGAAAAAAUGAUGGCUCCGUUCAAGGAUAUCGAUAUUUCACUUGCAACCCUGAUCACGGGUUAUUUUGUAAAUCAAGCAAACUGGAGAGAAUUCUUCUUUCACCUUCACGAUACAAGUCACCUGCCCCUGGAGAGGGCGAACCAUUGAGUCCGUAUGCAGCUGAAUAUGGGUAUGAUAUAAAUGAUCGGGUAGUGGUUUCGGGUGGAAAGCAGGGUAUAGUAAGAUUUCUUGGUGAGACAGAAUUUGCCCAAGGAAUUUGGGCAGGUAUUGAACUCGAACAACCGCUAGGAAAGAAUGAUGGAAGUGUACAGGUUGGUAGUUGA
Messenger RNA from Cylicostephanus goldi, 444 nucleotides. The record is from the annotation of a GenBank genome assembly. NCBI's taxonomy places the organism in Eukaryota, Metazoa, Nematoda, Chromadorea, Rhabditida, Strongylidae.